AUGAAUGAUCCUAGCCCCAAGCUUGAUUACGGCAUCUGGGACGCAAAAUACAAUCGGCCCAUCGUAGAUGGCAAGGUCACAAACCCACAUACCGGCGAGAUCGAAGAUGCAGGUCCGAUGCUCGUCGCAGGUUUACCAAGCAUUCAAGCAUCAUGGUUCAAUAUUUCUUCGACAGGGACUUGGAGAUCUGUCCAUGCGCCUAUUCACUGUCCAAUCGACGACUUGCUCUGCGCUGUAAUUUCCCACGUCAAGGACGGUCUAUAUACCAUUGAAAGCCUCAAUGCAAGCACCUAUUCCUUAACGGUGGUCUGCUCGAGCAGCCAGAGUACGGCAGACUUUCACCACACAAUAUCCACGAUGAGGGCGACCUUCGACCAGUCAAGACCUGAUGACACUGUCUAUCCGUUGCCAAAUUGA
Messenger RNA from Cadophora gregata, 417 nucleotides. RefSeq lists its product as uncharacterized. The transcript has a single exon. The record is from RefSeq and is a predicted model, not a curated record. NCBI's taxonomy places the organism in Eukaryota, Fungi, Ascomycota, Leotiomycetes, Helotiales, Ploettnerulaceae. The coding region runs from base 1 to 417 and encodes 138 amino acids.